GACAAACCUGACUAACUACUGUGGCGUCUUGGUAAAGGAUUAUGUUUCGAUUAUCUAUGACGACUGGCGACAUGUACCUGAUAAAGUCAAAGAUGAGUUGUGGAAAUAUCUUCUGGAACUGUUUGUGCUAACUUCAAGGUCUAAGAAGCAAGUUUUUGCCACCAUGAGUGUUGCUUUGAGACAAUUCCGGUUUGAGUUACGGAAUGAUUUCAUCUUACAGCACAUGGAUGAUUUGACAAAGCUAAGAUACCCUCCUGAACGGUAUAAGCAUAUUCGCACUGAUGAGUGGAGAGUCUUUGUGAAGAAGACUUUCACAGAAGAGUUUCAAGUAAAGAGUCAAAGAGGAAAAGAUAUGAGGAAAAAGAACAAGUAUAACCAUCGUUUGGGUUCUACUGGUUAUGCAGGCUUACUCAAGAAGAAGGAAAAGGAGCUUGGAGCUAAUGUUGUGGACAUUGAUCGAGCGGAUACAUGGGUAUGGGGCCAUCAGGGCAAAGAUGGAGAAUUUGAUGAUGAAGUGAAAGCUAUUGUAGAAAAAAUAAAGGAGAUGAAAACUAAAGUAGAUGAAGGUUCCCUUGUGGCUAGCGGUGUGAAUGAUGUUAUGACACUUGCUCUUGGAAAAAAGCCAAAUGGUAGUCGAGUACAAGGAAUGGGGCACUUCAUUACCCCAUCUAUGUACUUUGACAUGCCAAAACCAUGCAUGUCUGAGAGGCAAAAAGAAAAAAGCAUUUGUGAAAAGAGAUAUGAGAUGAUGGUAGAACAACUUCGUGAUAUGAAAGCACAGUUGAGUUCCUACGCCGGUAGUGACAUUGGUAGUUGCAGUGUCGCAACGAAGUCCCCAAGUGGUGAAAUUGGAAAACGAAAGGU
Messenger RNA from Cuscuta epithymum, 864 nucleotides. The record is from the annotation of a GenBank genome assembly. NCBI's taxonomy places the organism in Eukaryota, Viridiplantae, Streptophyta, Magnoliopsida, Solanales, Convolvulaceae.